GAUGAGUACUGAAGUGAUAAGUAAAUCUAGAUAACUGAUAAAUGGUCUUUAGGUGUUGCUGCUAUUGAAUUAGCUGAAGGAAAUCCACCAUAUUCUCAUAUACAUCCUGUUAGAGCUAUGUUUGCUAUUAAAAAUAAUCCACCUACUGGACUUACUAAACCUGAAUUAUGGUCUAAAGAAGUUAAUUUAUUUGUUAACGCUUGUUUAAGAGUUGAAGCUAAUGAAAGACCUACUGCAUCUUAAUUAUUAUAAUAUACUUUUAUUUAAUAAGGAAAAUAACAUCUCAAAAAAUUAUUUAAUUUAGUUGAAUUCUAUUCAAAUCAAUUACAACAAGCUAUUAAGGAUUAAAUUCCAUUAAACUAUUAUCUCUAAUUGUGAAAAAAUAGAUCAUGAUUAUGGAACUCUUCUUAUUAAAGAUUAAAUCAUUCAGACUAAAGAAGAACCUGACUUUUUAAAAUGGAAUAAAUUAGAUUAAGAAAUGAAUCAUCAUUUCCUAAUUAGAAUUGAACAUUCGAAAGAAAUUAGUUUAGAAGCUUUAAUUAUCAAUAUGAAUUUAGAAGAAAGAAAAUAACUGAAAAAUUAAAUUGAAUAAUAAAUGAAUCAAGAAAUACAAUAAGUUAAAUCUAAAUAUUUAACAAAAUUAGAUUUACUCAAUCUCAAAAUCAAAGAAGAAGAAGAUAAACAAAAAUAACCAUUAAAUUUACCCUUUAGCUUCUAAGUUAGCUAAGAAGUUUUUUAAUAAUUGGCCAAUGUUAAAACUCCUUUAAUUAAAUCAUAAUAAGUUAAAUAAGCUAAACCUACGCCUUUUGAAUUUAUACCUAAAUAGAAAUUAUGA
Paramecium sonneborni is the source of this 835-nucleotide messenger RNA. The record is from the annotation of a GenBank genome assembly. NCBI's taxonomy places the organism in Eukaryota, Ciliophora, Oligohymenophorea, Peniculida, Parameciidae.